This is a messenger RNA of Peromyscus eremicus (cactus mouse), 1521 nucleotides long. It is a transcript of the gene Shf, whose product is annotated as Src homology 2 domain containing F. NCBI's taxonomy places the organism in Eukaryota, Metazoa, Chordata, Mammalia, Rodentia, Cricetidae. Bases 1 to 1467 code for a protein of 488 amino acids. The record is from RefSeq and is a predicted model, not a curated record. The transcript has 7 exons. Gene Ontology annotation, molecular function: phosphotyrosine residue binding.
AUGCUACUGAGCGGAGCUCCUCCUCCGGGCUCCGGCCCGGGGCCGCGGGCGCAGGGCAGCGCGGGGGGCGGCCCCGGGGGAUCUCGCCGCGGGGCUGGGGGUGCGGGGGCUGGCCCGGGAGGGGGCGGCAGCGGUGGAGUCGCGAAGUGGCUGCGGGAGCACCUGGGCUUUCGCGGGGGCGGCGGCGGCGGAGGGGGCGCCAAGCCCGCCCCCCCAGAGCCGGACUACCGCCCCCCAGCGCCCUGCCCGGCCGCGCCCCCUGCGCCGCCCCCGGACAUCCUGGCCGCCUACAGGCUGCAGCGUGACCGCGACUUCGAGGACCCCUACUCCGGGGGCUCCUCCGUGUCCGCCGCCCUUUCCACCCCCGCCGCCCCUGGCCCCACUCCGCCCCCGCGCCACGGCUCACCCCCUCACCGCCUCAUUCGGGUCGAGACCCCCGGCCCCCCAGCUCCCCCUCCGGAGGAGCGGAUCUCCGGACCCCAUGCCAGCAGCGACAGGCUGGCAAUCUUAGAAGACUACGCGGACCCCUUUGACGUUCAGGAGACCGGUGAAGGCUCGGCAGGAACCUCAGUAGCUCCAGAGAAGGUCCCCGAAAAUGAUGGCUACAUGGAGCCUUAUGAGGCCCAAAAGAUGAUGGCUGAGAUCCGGGGUUCGAAGGAGACUACAGUCCAGCCCCUACCUCUCUAUGACACACCCUAUGAACCUGAGGAUGAGGGGGUGAGCCCAGAAGGUGAGGGGACUCCCUGGCCCAGGGAAUCCCGCCUGCCCGAGGAUGAUGAGAGGCCUCCAGAAGAGUAUGACCAGCCCUGGGAGUGGAAGAAGGAACGGAUUUCCAAAGCCUUUGCUGUUGACAUAAAGGUCAUCAAAGACCUACCUUGGCCUCCGCCUGUGGGACAGCUGGACAGCAGCCCCUCCCUGCCUGACGGGGACAGGGACAUCUCCGGUCCAGCUUCACCCCUCCCAGAGCCCAGCCUGGAGGACAGCAGCGCCCAGUUUGAAGGAUCGGAGAAGAACUGCCUGUCACCCGGCCGGGAGGAGAAGGGGCGGCUUCCUCCCCGGCUUUCUGCUGGGAACCCCAAGUCAGCCAAGCCCCUGGGCGUGGAACCCAGCAGCCCCCUUGGGGAGUGGACAGAUCCAGCAUUGCCUCUGGAAAACCAGGUCUGGUACCAUGGGGCCAUCAGCCGAACAGACGCCGAGAACCUGCUUCGGCUCUGCAAAGAGGCCAGCUACCUGGUGCGCAACAGUGAGACCAGCAAGAACGACUUCUCUCUCUCCCUCAAGAGCAGUCAGGGUUUCAUGCACAUGAAGCUGUCCCGGACCAAGGAACACAAGUACGUGCUGGGCCAGAACAGCCCACCCUUCAGCAGCGUCCCUGAAAUCGUGCACCACUAUGCCAGCCGCAAGCUGCCCAUAAAGGGGGCGGAACACAUGUCCCUGCUCUACCCUGUGGCCAUCCGGACUCUGUAGAUGUGAGACCAGGGCGCUACGAGAGACCUGGACCCAGCCUUUGUCACCUGCCCG